Messenger RNA from Cladophialophora immunda, 1936 nucleotides. RefSeq lists its product as uncharacterized. Lineage: Eukaryota; Fungi; Ascomycota; Eurotiomycetes; Chaetothyriales; Herpotrichiellaceae. The record is from RefSeq and is a predicted model, not a curated record. Gene Ontology annotation, cellular component: nucleus; chromatin. The transcript has 4 exons. Gene Ontology annotation, molecular function: chromatin binding; histone binding. Gene Ontology annotation, biological process: nucleosome assembly. Bases 297 to 1487 code for a protein of 396 amino acids.
GUGGGACUCGGAGGCAAAACUGAUUUAUUGCUGUGCAUUUCACGCGGCCUGGCCAAAAUUCUUCAAUCCUUCCAUUAUUCCACUUUCUCUGCUCCUGCCAACCUCGUUCUUUCCGGAAGAAAGGAACGCUCUUCUUCAAACUCCCCUGAGAACCGUUUUCGGAGAGUCUCCUGGAUAGCCACGGAACCGCUAGCUGAAAAGCUCUGAAAGGCCCAACGUCAACUCAACGUUUGUAUUUCUCACUCAACAAGCCCCGGAACCCUACCUCAGACUGCACCCGUUGAAUCAAGAGCAAAAUGGCGGAAAUACCCAAGGCUCGAAACCUGACCGCGCCUACGCCGCAGAACACGCCUGCAUCUAAUGCGCCGAUUUCCUCACACGCCACUGCCCCUAACGUGAGCUCUAUUGCUGAAGAGGAUCUCGAUCGUGUUACCGCCGCCUCGAUAUUUGCAAAGAACCCCGCUCUUGUCUCCAUGAUGCAGCAAAAGCUCGAUUCCCUCGUUGGCCGAUCUUCAGGAUACAUCGAGUCCUUGCCGGCUCCCGUCCGCCGUCGGGUUACAGGACUGAAGGGCAUUCAAAAGGACCACGCAAAACUGGAGUCAGAAUUCCAAGAAGAAGUCCUCCAGCUCGAAAAGAAAUACUUUGCCAAGUUCACUCCGCUCUACGAAAAGCGUGCUGCCAUUGUCAACGGCAAGGCGGAGCCUACCGAAGAAGAAGUUGAGGCUGGCAAAGCCGAGGAGGAGGAGGAAGAGCCCGAAGAAGAUGCGGUCAAGGAGGACGAGAAGACAACUACAGAGGACGUGAAGGGUAUCCCUGAAUUCUGGCUUUCUGCCAUGAAGAAUCAGAACUCGCUUGCUGAGCUUAUCACGGCCCGAGACGAAGAAGCUCUCCGCUGCUUGACCGACAUCCGCAUGGAAUACCUCGAUCGCCCUGGUUUCCGCUUGAUCUUCGAGUUCGCUCCCAAUGAUUUAUUCACCAACAAGACCAUUUCAAAAACAUACUACUACCGAGAGGAGAGCGGCUAUGGGGGCGACUUCAUCUAUGAUCACGCCGAGGGCGAUACCAUUGACUGGAAAGCGGGCAAGGAUCUUACUGUCCGCAUUGAGAGCAAGAAGCAGAGAAACAAGAACACCAAGCAGACCCGAGUCAUCAAGAAGACUGUUCCUACCGAGUCUUUCUUCAACUUUUUCUCGCCACCCGUUGCCCCGACGGAGGAAGAUGAGGUCGCUUCAGACAUCGAAGAGCGCCUCGAGCUUGACUAUCAGCUGGGCGAGGACAUCAAAGAGAAGCUUAUUCCUCGUGCCAUUGACUGGUUCACUGGUGAGGCAUUGGCCUUUGAGGAGUUUGAUGAUGACGAAGACGCCGAGUUCGACGACGAAGAUGACGAAGAUGACGAGGAUGAGGAAGAAGCCGAGUCUGACGAAGACGACGAAGAAGAGGGUGGGAAACCUCGGUCUCAGCAAACUUCAGAAUGUAAGAAUCAGUAAAUGGAGCCGGGCAACCCUCUGGUGAUUCUACAAACUGGGCAGAUGUGCUUUGUGGGCAGCAGGCGAGCGGGUCUAUGGGAUGUUGUUGACAGCAGCAGAUCGGAAGGGUACGGUUUCAAUACUUGGGAUCAGGUCCCGGGUUGACCCGCUCCAAGCAUAAUGGGCGUUCUGAGAAUGAUGCUGUGAUGAUCGAUUCGUCGAUAAUAGGUGGAAGGACACAGUGGGCGACUCCAGGCCAGCGGCGUCCUUCUACGACUACUCCCUACAUGAAUUUGUGGCUUCCAAUGUUCAAGACGGCGUUCAUGGGUAUCAUCACAACAGAGAAGAGCAACAGAUUUUCUUUUAGUCAGUGAAAAUGCGAGUCCAGUAUCCCUUUGGACAACAGCAAUAUCUUCAAGCAGGAGGUUGGCAUGGGCGACAAAACAAAAAUACUGAAUUUGGUUCGUGGA